This is a messenger RNA of Micromonas pusilla CCMP1545, 1650 nucleotides long. RefSeq names its product nitrate reductase (gene NIA). The record is from RefSeq and is a predicted model, not a curated record. The transcript is spliced from 3 exons. The coding region runs from base 1 to 1650 and encodes 549 amino acids. Gene Ontology annotation, biological process: sulfur compound metabolic process. Lineage: Eukaryota; Viridiplantae; Chlorophyta; Mamiellophyceae; Mamiellales; Mamiellaceae. Gene Ontology annotation, molecular function: molybdenum ion binding; molybdopterin cofactor binding; sulfite oxidase activity.
AUGGCGCAACUCGUCGUCCCCGCGGUCGCCGCCCUCGCGGGCGCGCUCGCCGGCAAACACAUCACCGAAAGCAGGAGCGGCGCCAAGAGCGAGAAGAACGAAGAAACCUCCGUCGCGUUCAACGCGGACGCGCAUCAAAACUACGACCACGAGGCGGACGCCCGCAGGCACAGACAUCUCGCGCAGCAGUGGCCCGAGGCGCGUUCGUCGAUCGUCGUCGUUCGCAUCCACGCGGACGACGUCAAGACGCCGGAUAACUGGGUCCCGCGUCACCCGAACCUCAUCCGUCUGACCGGGAAGCACCCGUUCAACGUCGAGGCGGACCUCCCGGAGCUGUUCGACUACGGCUUUAUCAGCCCGGCGAACUUACACGUCGUUCGCAACCACGGCGCGGUGCCGCGACUGGCGUGGGAGACGCACCGGAUCGCGAUCGGCGGGUGCGCGCGCCAAUCUGCAUAUCCCCUGCGCCGCGCGCCGCUAAUUCGCCGACCCCCGAACGUUCCCGACGCGUUCGAGCUCGGCAUGGACGAGCUCGCGGCCAUGCCGACGAUCACGUUCCCGUGCCUCGUCGUGUGCGCCGGGAACCGACGCAAAGAACAAAACAUGAUCAAAAAGUCCAUCGGGUUCAACUGGGGCCCGAGCGCGGUCGGGAACACGUAUUGGAAGGGCGUCCCGCUGCGUCUGUUGCUCAACCGCGCGGGGAUCCACGCGCCGGGACCGGGCGCGCGGUUCGUCUGCCUCGCCGGCCCCGAGGGCGAGCUCCCGAAGUCGUACGACGGGCAGGACGGCGGGCCGGGGUCGUACGGGACGUCGAUCGACAUGGAGACCGCGUUGGAUCCGACGUGCGACGUGAUCGUCGCGUUCGAGCAGAACGGCGAACGGUUGCACCCCGAUCACGGAUUUCCGUGUCGCGUCUUGAUUCCCGGAUACAUCGGCGGCCGGAUGAUCAAAUUCCUCACGAAAGUGAUCGUCACGGACGGCGAGUCGAAAAACUUUUACCACUUCAACGACAACCGCGUGUUACCCGUCGGCGUGGACGCGGAGACCGCCACCGCGGACGGGUGGUGGUUCAAGGAGGAGUACAUCAUCAACAACUUGAACAUCAACGGCGCCAUCGCGUAUCCAAAGCACGAAGAGGUCAUCCCCGCGGCGGCGAAGACGUACACGAUCAAAGGCUACGCGUACAGCGGCGGCGGGCGCAAAGUCAUCCGCGCGGAGGUGAGCUUCGAUCAGGGGCAAUCGUGGAAACUCGGCGACGUCGUCGUCCGAGAGAAGCCGCGAUGGGCCGCGGGGUCCAGCGGCGACAAGGCGAAGCACUGGUGCUGGUGUCACUGGGAGAUUAAAGUCAACGCGAGCGCGAUCGCGAGCGCGAACGAGAUUUGCUUUCGCGCGUUCGAUCAAUCCCAAAACUCGAUGCCGGAGCGACCGACGUGGAACGUGAUGGGUAUGCUCAACAACCCGUGGUACCGCGUCCGCGUGCACGCGCACCCGAGCGGCGGCGUCAUCCUCGAGCACCCCACCGUGGCGGGGCCGACGCCGGGGGGAUGGAUGCAGAAGAUGGCGGCGGAAAAGAGCGGCGGCGAAUUGCUGUGGGGGUGGGGCGGAGAGGGGGGACCCGCGGCGCCGCCGAGGCCGACCGCGCGGGCGUAG